AUGGUUCUGCUGAGUGCAAUAACAAAGAGUUUGGGCAGAGCAUAUGCUCUGGCUUUUGCUGAAAGAGGAGCUUCAGUAGUUGUGAAUGAUCUUGGAGGUGAUUUCAAGGGAUAUGGCAAGAGCUCCUCAGCUGCUGACAAAGUUGUCAACGAAAUCAGAGCAAAAGGAGGGAAAGCAGUACCCAGUUAUGAUUCAGUGGAAGAUGGUGAAAAGCUUGUGAAGACAGCACUUGAGGCUUUUGGGAGGAUAGAUAUUGUUAUAAACAAUGCUGGGAUCCUAAGAGACCGUUCAUUUGUUCGGAUAAGUGAUGAAGAUUGGGAUAUAAUUCAUAGAAUUCAUUUGAGGGGAUCUUUCCUGGUCACUCGAGCUGCAUGGAAUCAUAUGAAAAAUCAGAAAUUCGGCAGAAUAAUUAUGACUUCCUCAGCCGCUGGAAUAUAUGGAAACUUUGGUCAGGCAAACUACAGUGCUGCAAAACUUGGCCUUUUGGGUCUUUCAAACACAAUUGCAAUUGAAGGCCGGAAGUAUAACAUCCACUGCAACACAAUUGCUCCUACUGCUGGAUCCAGACUGACCCAGACUGUAAUGCCACAAGAUCUGGUCGAUGCUUUCAAACCGGAGUAUGUUGCUCCCUUAGUUGUUUGGCUUUGCCACGAAAGCUGUGCGGAGAAUGGCGGUCUGUUUGAGGUAGGAGCUGGGUGGAUUGGAAAAUUGCGCUGGGAGCGAUCCUUGGGUGCUAUUGUCAGAGGAAAGAAUCAACCAAUGACUCCUGAAGCAGUGAGAGAGAAAUGGGAGAAUGUCUGUGAUUUUGAUAAUGCCAGCAAACCCAGAAGUAUACAAGAGUCCAUAAGUGUAUUGAAUGAUGCUCUAAGUCAGAUAGAGUCUCAAGGGAAUGUUUCUAUCAAUUCAACAAGCUCUGGGUCAGUGGUCUCAUCAUCUGUUGACAUGGCAAGCAUUAUUGGCCGAGAAUUGGCUACCAACGUGUAUAAAUAUACUCACUUAGAGCCUAUUCUAUAUGCCCUUGGUGUGGGAAUGUCAACUAAGGAUCCAGAUCACCUAAAAUUUCUCUUUGAAGGAAGUGAAGACUUCUGUUGUUUACCUAGCUUUGGAGUAAUUCCUGCUCAGACUUCCAUGUUUGGUGGUGUUCCUUCUCUUCCAGGACUAAAUAUUGAUCUUGCAAAGAUGCUGCAUGGUGAGCAAUAUCUGGAACUGUAUAAACCAUUACCAACCUCAGGACAGUUAACUUCUGUUUCAACUGUUGCUGAUGUUCUUGACAAGGGAUCAGGAGCAGUCUUGCUUAUAGAUGUGAAUACCUAUUGUGGAAAGGACCUAGUGUGUUAUAAUCAGUUCUCUUUAUUUUUGGUUGGAGCUGGAGGUUUUGGUGGAAAACGGACAUCAGAAAAGGCCAAGGUAACAGGGAAUCCACCCAAGAGACCCCCUGAUGCUGUAAUUUCUGAUGUCACAACAGCUGAUCAGGCUGCCUUAUAUCGGCUGAGUGGGGAUUGGAAUCCUUUACAUGUUGAUCCAAGUUUUGCUGCUCUUGGAGGAUUUAAGAAGCCUAUACUUCAUGGACUAUGCUCCUUUGGAUUUGCUGCUAGAAAUGUUUUGAAGCAAUUUGCAAAUAAUGAUGUGAACAGAUUCAGAGCAAUCAAGGUUCGCUUUGCAAAACCAGUCUUUCCAGGUCAAACUUUACAAACAGAAAUGUGGAAGGAAGGAAAUAGAAUCCAUUUUCAGACCAAGGUCAGAACAUACUCACCAUG
This is a messenger RNA of Pterocles gutturalis (yellow-throated sandgrouse), 1757 nucleotides long. It is a transcript of the gene HSD17B4, whose product is annotated as hydroxysteroid (17-beta) dehydrogenase 4. Gene Ontology annotation, molecular function: oxidoreductase activity. NCBI's taxonomy places the organism in Eukaryota, Metazoa, Chordata, Aves, Pterocliformes, Pteroclidae. The transcript is spliced from 20 exons. The annotation marks the transcript as partial. The record is from RefSeq and is a predicted model, not a curated record.